Molecule: messenger RNA, 806 nt
Organism: Phlebotomus papatasi
Lineage: Eukaryota; Metazoa; Arthropoda; Insecta; Diptera; Psychodidae
Product: tetratricopeptide repeat protein 1-like
Exons: 2
Coding region: 137-742 (201 amino acids)
Molecular function (GO): protein binding
Source: RefSeq, a predicted model, not a curated record
ACCAUUCAAAAGUCGCGUCAAAAAUCUCAGCUGAUUUUGCUUUGUUUUGCAAAAUUGUUCUUUGAGAAAAUUCCAGAAAAUUUCCACUUGGAUGACGAAUCAAUAGAUUUUGUGGAGCAAAAACCAUCUAGUGAAUAUGGAGGAAAGUGGUGUUGUGGAAAAAUCCCAGUGUCUUGAUGGGGAACUGGGCGUAAAUAUUCCUAACCUCACAGAUGUGAUAGUUCAGCUGAAAGAUGAGGGAAAUAGGUGCUUCAGGGAGGGAAACUAUGAGGAUUCCCUCAUUUUAUACAGUGCUGGCGUGAAGAUCUGCCCCAGUGAGUCAUUGGAGCAGCGGGCAGUUUUCUUUGCAAACAGGGCAGCUACCAAUUUGAAGCUGGAGGAAUUUUCUCGCGUUGUAGAGGAUUGCACAGUUGCGCUGCUACUGAAGCCAGACUACUUGAAGGUCCUGCAGAGGCGAGCCUCAGUCCUGGAAAAACUAGACAAGCUCGACGAAAGUCUCGAGGACUAUCAAAAAAUCCUCACACUGGAUCCCAAUAAUACCGAAGCACGCUUUGCAUCUGCCAGACUCGCCGAAAUGGUUCAACAACGCAACGAGAAGCUGAAAGAAGAGAUGCUGGACAAGUUAAAAGACGUAGGCAAUCUCAUCCUGAAGCCCUUUGGCCUGUCCACAAACAACUUCAAGAUGGUGAAGGACGAGAAGAGUGGCUCUUAUUCCAUCAACUUCGUCAACAGCAAUCACUAACACUCCUUCCUUUUACUCUGUGUGAAUGUUUUUAUUCAUUAAAUGUUUCUCUCUCACUAUUAAA